Molecule: messenger RNA, 717 nt
Organism: Castor canadensis (American beaver)
Lineage: Eukaryota; Metazoa; Chordata; Mammalia; Rodentia; Castoridae
Gene: Efcab10
Product: EF-hand calcium binding domain 10
Molecular function (GO): calcium ion binding
Source: RefSeq, a predicted model, not a curated record
AUGGAGGCCUCCGCGGGCGACAGGGAGCAGCAAGCUAAGAAGUAUUUGGAAAAACAUCGGAUCAUGGAGCUGCUGCACUAUGUCACUAGCAUCCUCCUCUUUAUCCGGCCGAAAAAUCCAAGAGAAUAUUUAAUCUCUCUGUUGGAACGUCUGAGAAUUGCUAAGUUAACAGACGUAGCUAUUCCUUUCUUUAUGGAUAACUCUAACAUUGUGGCUAUGUUUGAGAUGAUGGACUCCUCAGGCAAAGGCACAAUAUCAUUUGUGCAGUACAAAGAAGCUCUAAAAACCCUGGGUCUGAGUGCUGCAGAUGAAGUUUUAAAUGAUGAUGGACAUUUAGUAACACUGGAGAAAUUCAGGAAUGAAGUGUACAAGAGGACAAACGAAAUAUGAUGUAUACAUCAAGCUUCUCUACAAGCAUUUGCCAGAAAAUUUUAAAUAAGGAGAAGCAAAGCUGCUGCUCCAACUGAAGCAAACGGUCUCGUAAUAUAAGCAAUAAUGGGCAAGCCGAACUGGACAGGGACAUCACUGCCUGUUCUGACUGAGAUGGCAAGGACAACCACCUGGGGAAAAAAAACAUUAAUUUUUACUUUAAAAAUUUUCAUCAAGUUUUGUGUUUUCAAGUUUUAACAAAUUGUUUUAAAUUUUGGGGAAAUAUACUGUCCUGGGAGUUUUAAAUAAGAAAAAUGUACAGUCUAAUAUUAAAAGAUCUACCAAAAA